Messenger RNA from Cryptomeria japonica (Japanese cedar), 3148 nucleotides. Its product is annotated as phytyl ester synthase 1, chloroplastic. The transcript has 15 exons. The record is from RefSeq and is a predicted model, not a curated record. Gene Ontology annotation, cellular component: membrane. The coding region runs from base 717 to 2942 and encodes 741 amino acids. NCBI's taxonomy places the organism in Eukaryota, Viridiplantae, Streptophyta, Pinopsida, Cupressales, Cupressaceae.
ACCUCUGCCGUACAGAGGAAUGGUAAUUGCAUUUUUUGACGCAACCUUAGGGUGGGAGGGGCGUGUUGCAGAAACAAUAAAUGGAGUUACGUUCAUAAGAUUGGAGGUACUCGCGGACGGCGAUAAUGGAGUACAUAAUGCAGACAUGGCGGGCCCGCCGAUUAGAUUGGGAGAAUGUUCAAAUUCGUAAUGUUCAAUGGCGAACUAACGAUAGUUACUCAUGAAACGUGGCUUAUGGGCGUCGGGACAACUUUGAGCUUAAUGCUUGUCUUUUCUGUGUUCUUCUCGUGGUGGAAAAUGAGUCGUAAGGAAUCUCUCAUUCUUCCGGAGUGUUUUGGUUCAUGCAGUUGCAGGUCGAAAUAUUACCAAAUAUGCACAUUUAAAGUAGACUAGAAUGUGGGCGCAAUUUAGAAAGCGCUUUUGUUUCGACGAUGCUUUGGUCAAUAAAUGUUAUGAUAAAGGGCCUUCAUUUAUUGAAAUCACGCUGAAUAGUUUGUUCAGUGCUGGCCAGUCCUAGGAAACUUCGGGCAGGAAGAUUCUGAGUGGCAGCUGUGGUAUUGAUGAAGAAUAUAUGCCAGUCGAGGUUACAGGAAGGCGUUUCUAGCGGAGACUGAAGUCGGACGAAAAAUUGAAAAAAUUGAAUCUGUCAGAACCAAAAAUCACAUCAAGUUAAAUAUAUCGACUUUGGGAAUUAAAAGACAGCGGUUAAUUUAAAAAUGAGGGUAAAUAAGCAUUUCUGCAGUGUUUCUCAUGCUUGCAUUCCAUCCAAAUCUCAAGCUUUAAAUUGCGGGUCGAGAUUAUUGGUAGUCUCCGGCACAGUGGACCAUAAAUAUUCGCUGAGCGGAAAAUGUGGGAGAAGAAGAAGAGUUGUUGCGAGUGUUGCAACGGAGCAGUCUGUGGAUAACGCAGAGGGAACGUUAUCCACGGAGGGAGAAGCCUUUCUCGCCGGAAGAAGUGAAAAUGGGAGCGUUCAAUCCAUCACGAUAAGCUACAGGGAUAAAAAGGUGGGGAAGCACGUGGAGGGACGGAAGUACGAGAGCGUGAGUGUAAAGGAUUACAUGGACAGGUCACGAGAUUUUAUUGUACCAGACGGCGGACCUCCUCGCUGGUUUUGUCCGUUGGAGUGCUCGCACCCUCCAAAGGAUGCGCCCGUGCUGUUUUUCCUACCAGGUGUUAGGAGGAUUUCUUUUACAGUUAUUUUUAACAUUCAAUUGGAAACAUACACAGGAAUGGAUGGGAUUGGGCUGGGCCUUAUCCUGCAUCACCAGACUCUCGCAGACCUUUUUGAAGUUAGAUGCUUGCAUAUUCCAGUUAUGGAUCGGACAUCAUUUGAAGGGCUUGUAAAGUGUGUAGAAGAAACAAUCAGGUUGGAGCACAAGGUUUCACCCAUGAAACCAAUCUAUCUUGUAGGAGAUUCCUUUGGAGGAUGCCUUGCAUUAGCUGUUGCAGCUCGCAAUCCUACAAUUGACUUGAUCUUAAUAUUGGCCAAUCCAGCAACAUCUUUCAACAAGUCACAGCUACAACCUCUCUUUCCACUGCUAGAGGCUAUACCUCCAGAACUGCAUGGCACUGUUCCCUAUCUUCUCAGCUCUGUUAUGGGUGAUCCGGUUCGCAUGGCUAUGGCUGAUAUUAAUGAUGAGCUUCCAUUGUUGGAUACUGUUCAACAGUUGUCUGAAAACCUUGAGGCUUUGUUGCCACGACUUUCGAAUCUGGCAGAUAUUGUACCAAAAGAGACACUUUUGUGGAAACUGAAGUUACUUAGAUCAGCUGCACUCUAUACCAAUUCCCGUCUUCAUGCUGUCAAAGCUGAAGUAUUGUUGCUUGCAAGUGGGAAGGACCAGAUGCUCCCGACUCGUGAUGAAGCAAUACAUCUUUUGAAUAAGUUGUCUAACUGUAGAGUUCGCUAUUUUAGGGAUAGCGGGCACACACUUUUGUUGGAGGGUGGUAUCAACUUAGCAACUGUGAUUAAGAGCUCUAGGCUUUAUCGUCAUUCAAGAAACCGUGACUAUGUUUUGGAUUUUGUUCCACCAACCCCACAAGAAUUCAAAGAGGUCUAUGAUAAGAAAGAUUGGUGGUUUCGCGUAGCAACUGGCCCUGUAUUAUUUUCUACUUUAGAAGAUGGCAAGAUAGUGAAAGGGCUUACAGGGAUUCCUCAGCAUGGCCCUGUUCUGUUAGUUGGAAAUCACAUGUUGAUGGGCUUAGAGCUAGUACCACUGGUUGGGGAAUUUCUCAGACAACGGAACAUUUUUGUUCGUGGGAUAGCUCAUCCGGCUUUGUUUUCUAAGAGGUCAGAUGAGGGACUUCAUCAAGAAAAUCAAAUUGACGAUGUUAGACUUUUUGGCGCAGUUCCUGUAUCAGCAAAAAAUCUUUUCAGGCUUCUCUCUACAAAAUCAUUUGCUCUGUUGUACCCAGGAGGUGCACGGGAAGCUCUCCAUCGAAAGGGAGAGCAGUACCAGUUGUUUUGGCCAGAGAGGUCAGAAUUUGUUCGAAUGGCAGCCAGAUUUGGGGCCACAAUUAUUCCUUUUGCAGCAGUUGGAGAGGAUGAUAUUGCUGAGCUAUUGCUUGACUAUAAUGAUCUGAAGGAGAUACCUUACAUGAGUAACUGGAUAAAACAACUGAAUCAAGAUGUACAAAAUGUAAGGAGUGACAUGCCUGGGGAGGUUGCAAACCAGGAGGUGCAUAUUCCAGGGAUGGCCCCAAAAAUCCCUGGAAGGCUUUAUUAUUUAUUUGGCAAACCCAUUGCAACUGCAGGAAGAGAGAAUGAGCUGAAGGACAGGGAGAAAGCGCAUUCACUGUACCUGCAUGUUAAAGGUGAGGUAGAAGCAGGUAUGAGCUAUUUGCAGGAGAAGCGAAAAGAAGAUCCUUACAGACAGAUCAUACCAAGGCUUUUAUAUGAAGCAACCUGGAAUUUCACACGUCAAGCACCCGCCUUUGAGCCAUAGUUUGUGGCCUCGCUAGCUUCUAUCAAGACGAAGAAAAGGCUUGGCCAACCUCAUUAUAUGAACUCUGUUUUAAAUUUAGCUCUUGGAAAACUUGAAAUUGGUUAAAUUAUUACCAAGUCUGUGCAAGAUAUCCUGCAGUAGCGAUCUUGUAUUUUUCAAUUAUUUAGCUUUAUAAAGUAAAUAAAAGUUUGAGUCCAAUUCUUUUC